CACUCGGCCCUAAUCUACAAAUAAAUUGAGAUGCUGUUGCUGGAUGAGGCAGUAAGGCUCUCACGGAGGGCACUGUCAGGGCUGGUAGUUUUAAACAAGGGUCUGCUGCUGCAGGUGGGCACUGUGGUUCAACUCACUGGCAUGGCUCUGCCACUUGGGGUCUCCUGGCUUUGUAUUAUAUUGUUACGGGGCUGUGUUUCAUUUCAGGUUGAGCAAGGUAACAAUAUUGGCCAUGGCUAUGCUCUCAAUGAUGACUUCAGUAGCCUUGGAGGUGUACUUGCUCAAGAUACUUCAGACCAGUUGUAUUCUGGAGCAUCUUCGAACACUGGCCAUGACUCUGUUAAUCAAAGAGAUCAGAUGCAAACAAUGCGGCCUCACAGCUUUGUUCCCCUUCAGAGAGAACCAGUCCCCCCUGUGCACAGAAAGGGGCUUAGGAGGCCCAGUAUUAGGCCCACUGAAAUGAGGAUGAAGCAAAAUAAACCUGCCUCAAAAUAUGACCCCAACAUGUUUUUUGUGAUCCCCUCUACACCUGUUGUGCGAAAACCAGAGCGGGCUAACAAUGGUUAUAAUCAACAUUCCAGUGGCUUUUUAAUGAUGGGGCAUAAACAAAAUGAAGUUGUGGAAGGUGUCAGUUUCCCAACAAUCCAAGAUUUAAAAUACUUUAUAGAGUCUAUGAAAACCUCCUACCUGAAGCCAGGAAGUGACAUGAAUAUGCAUUUUCAAACAGCCCAGAAAACACUGGAAAAUGAGAUUCUCUCUAGCGCUCAGGGCAGUAAUGAAGAGUCUCCCACUGACUCUGGGUCUAAUUCUGUGAGGAAGAAGCCUGCCCAAAAAGGCCCAAGUGAAAAUAAAGUUUGGGAUGAGCCUAUGAAUACAGAGUUUCAACAGGGUACCAACGCCCAAAUGUCAAGUGAAAGCCUCUCUGUCUCUGAUCCUGCUAUUUCCUCUUCAAGUCUUGUCUCUACUGGUGAAUAUGACAGACAGGACUCUGGUCCAGGACAUGCUUUCUACCUUAGUCCUGGUUUAGAAGAACUAAAACAUGUUUCAAGUAACUUUGAGAGUUUGAUGAGUAAUUUUCAUGCGCAAGGUAAAAAUGUUCAGUUAACCAGUGACAAGCUGUUUGAACAAAGAACACUUCCUAUGAGCUCAUUAUCUGGUGAGGUGAGAAAACCUUCUGGCUGGUCUGAUAAACCCAGUGCCGAAGUUCCCAGAGUUCAGAAGCCAAGUGAAGCUCCUAAAGCUCAUGAUGUCUUCUCUGUGCAAAAGCCCUUGUCUUCUAGUGCAUCCGAGCAAAUUAAACCAAGUUCUUAUGGCAGAAGUUUGUAUGUCAAUACAAGAGGCAACCUUUCCAUCCCAGCUCAACUGCACAAACAUGAGAUGAAACCAUCCCCAUUGGUUAAGACUGUCUCUGUUGACAAGGCGUCAAAAGACAUAGACCACCCGUCCGCUGUCCAGCUGCUUGUGUCCAGUGGUUUUCAUUCCAGCUCAAAUAUCCGUUCACCUCAAAGGAACGCUGGUCAUGGGAAUAUCCAAGCAGCCCGCCCACAUGACCCUCAGGGUGAACUGUCCACCACAAAGCAGCCAGUGAAAUCCCACCUUGGCUGGGCUUUUAAUGUGAAACCCUCCAGCUUUCAUAAUGGCUCAAGUGGACAUGAUGAUUAUCUCAGUGAACACAGAGUUGAUGCGACUCACCGCUCCGUCCCUAAUGCCCAGGCAGAAGGCCAGGAGAAAUCAGACCUCUCCACGCAGAAUAAAGCCCCCAUCAUUCAGGAACAAAAACACAUGACCAAUAACAAGCCCUAUACCCAGAUUCCUGUUUUCACUGGCUUUGAUUCUACCCAAAAUGGGCUCACAGCUCAGGCCAGUGAGAGCGAUGGGACUUUCAACGCUCCUCCUGACCCAGCUCCAAGCUCAGAACCAAAGGAAGUCCUUGCAAGCUUAGUUGCCAGUGACUCUGACUUCCAUAGCUUUCACCCUAUAAAUAGAGGCAAGAAAGGCAUGUUCAGGAAUACUGGUACAAAUAAUAUGAUCUCCAGUGGGUUUCCAGGGACAUUCAACCCAAACAUCAUGCAAAAAAAUAAAGUUUCCAAGCAGAUCCAUCGAGCCAACAUCAAAGAGCCCAGCAACGUGAUGCACAGACCUGCUGAACGACGGCCUGUGUCCAAAGGUUUUUAUUCUGCUUGUAGUCGGAGUAGCCUUGAUCAGAGGAAUGGUGGCUAUGAAAAUUCCCAAAGGCGUACACUUCGAACGGGCUCACGCAUGCCCUGUCCACUUCUACCCAUUUACAUUGUCAAGUCCAGAAACGGCUAUGUAAGAGGCAAAAUGUUUUUCUCACAAACUCUGUAUAUGCCAUCUUGGCGAUCUGAUGGCAAGGUUGCCACAAGUCGACAUGGAUACAAAAGCACCAGAUCCCAAAAUGUAAAAGGACUUGAAGUACAGUGAAGCAGACUGAAAUGCUUCCCAUGCCUGAGCUAAAACGGAUCUGUCGUCAUGAGCUUCUACACCAAAUGAAAACUAGAAAAAUAUCUAAUUUAUGCUGUUUUACAUAUGACACAAUCUUAUCAAUAAAGAAACUGGGAUUAUUUUUCAGCUCACA
Messenger RNA from Myripristis murdjan (pinecone soldierfish), 2596 nucleotides. RefSeq lists its product as uncharacterized. Lineage: Eukaryota; Metazoa; Chordata; Actinopteri; Holocentriformes; Holocentridae. The coding region runs from base 31 to 2442 and encodes 803 amino acids. The transcript has 4 exons. The record is from RefSeq and is a predicted model, not a curated record.